AUGCUUAACAUCCACUUCUGCCCUGAUGACCAGUUCCUCCACAACCACCAAGAGCCCUUGUCCAGCAACCUCUGCCUUCACCAGGCCAACAGCAACUACCCCAACCACAGCUGUUCCAACCACCACGACCGCUCCAACCACUACCAGUCCCACUCCUACUACAAGUGCUGCUCCAACACCCACGAGCUCCACUCCAAACACCACUGUUUCUCCAACCACUACAAGUGCUGCUCCAACUACAAGUGCUGCUCUAACCCGCACGAGCGCUGCUCCAACCACCACAGUUGCUCCAACCACCACAGUUGCUCCAACCACUAUCAGUUCUAUUCCAACUACAAGCCCUGCUCCAACCAGCACAGGCGCUGCACCAACUACAAGCACUUCUCUUACCACCACGGGCACCCCUCCAACCACCACUACCGCUGCCGCAACCACCACGCACACCACUCCAACCAUCACAACCACCACUCCAACCACAAGAACUUCUCCAACUACUACAAGCACCGCUCCAACAACCCCAAGCACCGCUCCAACCACCACGAGCACCGCUCCAACCCCCACGAGCGCUGCUACAAGCACUCCAACCACCUCACCAACCUCAAGCACUGCUCCCUCGACUACGAGCACUUCUCCAUCGACCACAAGCACCCCUCCAACCAACACUACUGCACCCACAACCACUGCUCCAACCAGCAUGAGCGCCGCACCAACUACAAGCAACACUCCAACCACCACAAGCUCCAGUCCAACCACCACCAUCCCAGCCCCAACCACAAACAUUGCCCCAUCCACCACGAGCACCACUCCAACCACCAGAGUUGCUCCAACGACUAUCAGUUCUACUACAACUACAAGCACUGUUCCAACCAGCAUGAGCGCCGCACCAACUCCAACCACCACGAGCACCGCUCCAACCACCAUGAGUAUGGCUCCAACCAUCACUGCCGCUCCAACCACUACCACAACUGCACCAACCACCAAUGCUGCUCCAACAGUUACCACUUCUGCUCCAACCACAAGCAUUGCUCCAACCACUGCCAGUGGUUCUCCACCCACAAGCACUUCUCCAACCACCAAAAGCGCUUCUACAACCACUACUGCUACUCCAACCACUACAAGUGCCGCUCCAACUACCAGCGGUACUCCAACCACCACAGUUGCUCCACCAUCUUCCAGUGCUUCUCCAACUACAAGUACUGCUCCAACAACCAUGAGCGCCGCACCAACUACAAGCACUGCUCCAACCACGAAAAGCGCAUCUACAACCACUACUGCUGCUCCAACCACUACGGGUGCCGCUCCGACUACAAGUGCUGUUCCAACCACCAUGAGCAUCACUCCAACCACAACUACCGCCGCUCCAACCAUGAGCACUUCCCCAAUCACCAUGAGCACCCCUCCAACCACCACAGUCGCUCCAAGAUCUACCAGUGCUUCUCCAACUACAAGCGCUGCUACAACAAGCACGAGCGCCGCAGCAACCACCACAGUCGCUCCAACCACUACACUGCUCCAACAACCACGAACGCUUCUACAACCACCAUGAGCACUUCCCCAACCACCACGAGCACCCCUACAACCACCACAGUCGCUCCAACGACUAGCAGGACUUCUCCAACUACAAGCGCUGCUACAACCAGCAUUAGCGCCGCUCCAACUACAAGCACUGCUCCAACCAGCAUGAGCGCCGCAUCAACUACUAGCACUGCUCCAACCACCACAAGCACUCCUCCAACCACAACUACAUCCGCACCAACCACAAUCUCUUCUCCAACCACCACGACUACUGCUCCAACCACCACAGUCGCUCCAACCACUAGCAGUACUUCUCCAAAUACAAGCACUGCUCCAACAACCACGAGCGCUUCUACAACCACCAUGAGCACUUCCCCAACCACCACAAGCACCCUUCUAACCACCACAGUCGCUCCAACCACUAGCAGUAAUUCUCCAACUACAAGCACUGCUCCAACAACCACGAGCGCUUCUACAACCACCACGAACACUUCCCCAACCACCAUGAGCACCCCUCCAACCACCACAUUCGCUCCAACCACUAGCAGUGCUUCUCCAACUACAAGCGCUGCUGCAACCAGCACGAAUGGCGCACCACCUAUAAGCACUGCUCCAACAACCACGAACGCUUCUACAACCACCAUGAGCACUUCCCCAACCACCACGAGCACCCCUACAACCACCACAGUCGCUCCAACGACUAGCAGGACUUCUCCAACUACAAGCGCUGCUACAACCAGCAUUAGCGCCGCUCCAACUACAAGCACUGCUCCAACCAGCAUGAGCGCCGCAUCAACUACUAGCACUGCUCCAACCACCACAAGCACUCCUCCAACCACAACUACAUCCGCACCAACCACAAUCUCUUCUCCAACCACCACGACUACUGCUCCAACCACCACAGUCGCUCCAACCACUACGAGCGCUUCCCCAACCACCACAAGCACCCUUCUAACCACCACAGUCGCUCCAACCACUAGCAGUAAUUCUCCAACUACAAGCACUGCUCCAACAACCACGAGCGCUUCUACAACCACCACGAACACUUCCCCAACCACCAUGAGCACCCCUCCAACCACAACUACAUCCGCACCAACCACAAUCUCUUCUCCAACCACCACGACUACUGCUCCAACCACCACAGUCACUCCAACCACUACCAGUGCUUCUCCAACUACAAGCACUGCUCCAACAACCAAGAGCGCAUCUACAACCAACACGAGCACUUCCCCAACCACCACAAGCACCCUUCUAACCACCACAGUCGCUCCAACCACUAGCAGUAAUUCUCCAACUACAAGCACUGCUCCAACAACCACGAGCACUUCUACAACCACCACGAACACUUCCCCAACCACCAUGAGCACCCCUCCAACCACCACAGUCACUCCAACCACUACCAGUGCUUCUCCAACUACAAGCACUGCUCCAACAACCACAAGUGCUUCUACAACCACCACUGCUGCUACAACCACUACCGGUGCCGCUUCAACUACAAGCACUGCUCCAACCAGUACAAGCGCUUCUACAACCACCACUGCUGCUCCAACAAGUACCGGUGCUGCUCCAAGUACAACCAGUGCUUCUCCAACUACAACUGCUGCUCCAACCACCACAGUCGCGCCAACGUCUACCAGUGCUUCUCCAACUACAAGCACAAGCGCUUCUACAACCACCACUGCUGCUACAACCACUACCGGUUCCGCUCCAACUACAAGCACUGCUCCAACCACUACAAGCGCUUCUACAACCACCACUGCUGCUCCAACCACUACUGGUGCCGCUCCAACUACAAGCGCUGCUCCAACAACCACCAGCGCUUCUACAACCACCACGAGCACCCCUCCAACCACAACUACUGCUGCACCAACCACAAUCUCUUCUCCAACCACCACGACUACUGCUCCAACCACCACAGUCACUCCAACCACUACGAGCGCUUCUACAACCACCACGAGCACCCCUCGAACCACCACAGUUUCUCCAACCACUACCAGUGCUUCUCCAACUACAAGCGCUGCUCCAACCACCACCAGCGCUGCUCCAACCACCACCAGCGCUUCUACAACCACCACGAGCACCCCUCCAACCACAAGUACUGCUGCACCAACCACAAUCUCCUCUCCAACCACCACGACUACUCCUCCAACCACCACAGUCACUCCAACCACUACCAGUGCCGCUCCAACUACUAGCACUGCUCCAACCACUACAAGCGCUUCUACAACCACCACUGCUGCUCCAACCACUACUGGUGCCGCUCCAACUACAAUCUCUUCUCCAACCACCACGACUACUGCUCCAACCACCACAGUCACUCCAACCACUACGAGCGCUUCUACAACCACCACGAGCACCCCUCGAACCACCACAGUUUCUCCAACCACUAGUAGUACUUCUCCAACUACAAGCGCUGCUCCAACCACCACCAGCGCUGCUCCAACCACCACCAGCGCUUCUACAACCACCACGAGCACCCCUCCAACCACAACUACUGCCGCACCACAAGACUGCCGCACCAAUUACAAGCGCCACUCCAACCACCACGAGUACCGCCUCCACCACUACAGCCUCUCCAACCACCACGAGCACUGCUCCAACCACAGCCACUGCUUUUACUACCACAACUGCCGCUCCAACCACCACAGCCGCUCCAACCACCACAAGUGCUCCUCCAUCAACCACCAGUACUCCUCCAACUACAAGCGCUGCUAUAACCAGCACGAGAGCUGCUCCAACUACCACAGCAACUCAAACUGCAUUCACCUGCAAGCGAUGCAGAAAUCGCUCCAACCGUCCCCAGUGGUUGGCACUUGUAUCUCCAACUACAAGUGCCACUCCAACCAGCACGGACACUGCUGUAAUCACCACAAGCACUUUUCCAACCACGAAACACAUAGCUCCAACCACCACAAGCACUGCUCCAACUACAAGCGCAGGUCUAACUCCCGCAGGUCCAACCACCGCAGGUCCAACCACCACAACAACUUUGACCGCAGCUCCAACCACCACAAGCACCGCUUCAACAACUUUGACUACAGUUCCAACCACCAUGAUCACCCCUACAACCUCUACCAGUGUCGCUACAACUACAAGUGCUCCAACCAGCACGUCCACUGGACCAACUACAACCCCCACUCCAACUGCUCCAACCACCACAGUAGCUCCAACCACCACCAGUGCCGCUACAACACAAGCACCACUCCAACCACAACGAGCACCGCUCCCACUACAAGCGACAAUCCAACCACCACCAGUGCCGCUACAACCACAAGCACCACUCCAACCACCACGAGCACCGCUCCCACUAAAAGCAACAAUCCAACCACUACAAACACCGCUCUAACCACCACGAGCAUGCCUCUAACCAACACAGCCCACUGCUGCAACUACCAGUGCAGCUCCGACCACUAUCAGUGCCGCUCCGACUACAAGUUACUCAUAGAGUACAAGUGUCUCUCCAACCACCACGAGCACCCUUCGAGCCACCGCAGCCAUUCCAACAAAUACCAGUGCUGUUCCAACCAAAGGGUCCUCUCCAAUCACCUCCCCAGCUGCUCCAACCACCAGUGCCACUUUAAACUCCACAAAGACUGCUACAACCCCCACAGCCGCAGCAGCCACCACCACUGCCGCUCCUACGAUAAGAGGUGCUUCAUCUACAAGCACCACCACAAGCACUGCUCCAACCACCACAACCGCUCCAACCCCAAUUAG
Molecule: messenger RNA, 5232 nt
Organism: Micropterus dolomieu (smallmouth bass)
Lineage: Eukaryota; Metazoa; Chordata; Actinopteri; Centrarchiformes; Centrarchidae
Product: mucin-5AC-like
Exons: 10
Coding region: 1-5232 (1743 amino acids)
Source: RefSeq, a predicted model, not a curated record